Molecule: messenger RNA, 227 nt
Organism: Sphenostylis stenocarpa
Lineage: Eukaryota; Viridiplantae; Streptophyta; Magnoliopsida; Fabales; Fabaceae
Source: the annotation of a GenBank genome assembly
AUAUUAUGGGUCCCAAGUUUGACUACAAAAAGAAUCAUGUCAAGAUUUGCGAUGGCCCUAAUGUCCGGGUUGUUGUUGAGGGAGGUGAUCGAGCUCCAAAGAGAUUAAAUUUAUACCAUAAGUUAGACAUAAAGGAGUUUCUUGCAUUAAGGAUUGGACAGUGCAAUGAUAUCCCAGAUACCAAGCUUAGGACCAAGUUAGAGGCUGAUGGGAUUCUCGUUGAACAA